This is a messenger RNA of Engraulis encrasicolus (European anchovy), 2474 nucleotides long. It is a transcript of the gene cert1a, whose product is annotated as ceramide transporter 1a. The transcript is spliced from 19 exons. NCBI's taxonomy places the organism in Eukaryota, Metazoa, Chordata, Actinopteri, Clupeiformes, Engraulidae. Gene Ontology annotation, biological process: ER to Golgi ceramide transport. Gene Ontology annotation, molecular function: lipid binding. Bases 501 to 2375 code for a protein of 624 amino acids. The record is from RefSeq and is a predicted model, not a curated record.
UAAACAAACGUAGGCUAAAUGCGUAUGUAGAAUCGUUCAAAAGCCGGAAGGGGGAGUCUGGAGACAUGUGUUCAGACGUGAGCUUUGAAUGCAAAACUUUGCCAGUCACGUACGUCGCACUCAUCAUGUGCUCAGGCUGUGUGGACACGGAUUGAAAAUAAUCGAAUGACCAUUUAUUCGAUUUAGGGCCGCAGAUUCACUUAACAUUUGGCAAUGCCCUCGUAAGGAGUUCUUUUCAUUGCUGUCGCAAACACUUGGCGACUGAGCUUGGGGGUAGCUGGCUAGUGAGCUAGCUUUCAAACGUUAGCGGAGUACAACCAGGAAUCAGCUCGUUUUUACGGACUUGGGGAAAUGUUCUUUCGCGGGUCGAGGUAAUAAACCGGAACUAUUGACGUACACCGACCAGCUAAUUAUUUACAGCUCCUGGCAAUCGGUGAGAUAACGACAGGAGACGCCACCAUAUUCCUUCGGCGUAACUAUCAAACCACUCCAAGACCUAAAUGUCGGAUCAUAGCUGGAAUUCAUCUGGUUCAGACGAGGAUCAGGACCCUGAAUUGGGACAGCCUGUUGAAUUCGGUGGCGUCCUCAGCAAGUGGACCAACUACAUUCAUGGCUGGCAGGACCGGUGGGUGGUGCUGCGGAAGAACACCCUGAGCUACUAUAAGUCGGAGCAUGAGCGCGAGUUUGGCUGCCGCGGCUCCCUCUGCCUCAGCAAGGCAGUCAUCACGCCUCAUGAGUUUGACGAGUGCCGCUUUGACAUCAGCGUGAACGACAGUUUGUGGUACCUGAGGGCCGAGGACCCCGAGCACAGGCAGCAGUGGAUCGAGAGCAUCGAGCUACACAAGGCAGAGUCUGGCUACGGGUCCGAGUCCAGCCUGCGUCGCCAUGGCUCCACCCUGUCCCUCACCUCUGCAGCCAGUGGCUUCUCCGCCACCUCCACCUCCUCAUUCAGGAAGGGCCACAGUUUGCGGGAGAAGCUGGCGGAGAUGGAAACCUUCCGGGACAUUCUGUGCCGACAGGUGGACACGCUGCAGAGAUACUUUGACAACUGCGCCGACGAGGUGUCCAGAGACGUUUUCCAGAGAGACAAAGUGGUAGAGGAUGAUGAGGAUGACUUCCCCAGCACCAAGACACCAGACGGAGAAUACCUGCUCAACAACAGCAGCAAGGAGAAAUUGUGUUCACAGGGGACCCUUAAGGAGGCAAACGGCAUUGAUUUCAAGGGCGAGGCCAUCACCUUCAAAGCCACCACGGCGGGGAUCCUCUCCACGCUGUCCCACUGCAUCGAGCUGAUGGUCAAACGGGAGGAGAGCUGGCAGAGGAGGUUGGAUAAGGAAAUGGAGAGGAGGAGACGGACAGAGGAUGCCUACAAGGCCGCGCUGUCCGAGCUCAAGAAGAAACCUCACUAUGGUGGACCAGACUAUGAGGAAGGACCAAACAGUCUCAUCAAUGAAGAGGAGUUCUUUGAUGCUGUGGAGGCAGCGCUGGACAAACAGGACAAGAUCGAGGAGCAGUCCCAGUCGGAGGCAAAGAGCCGCACUUUGUUGUCUAUUCCGAUGACGCCCGGAGACACCCACUCCACACUAAGCACCCACAGAUACUCCACCAAGCCUCAUAGUCAUGCUUCCUCCCUGUCCUCCAUGGAGCUGGUCAGUGCCUCCGAGGAUGUGCACAGGUUCAGCGCACAGGUGGAGGAGAUGGUUCAGAACCACAUGGCGUACUCGCUGCAGGAUGUGGGUGGUGAUGCCAACUGGCAGCUGGUGAUUGAGGAGGGGGAGAUGAAGGUGUACCGGAGAGAGGUGGAGGAGAAUGGGAUUGUCCUCGACCCCCUGAAAGCCACCCACUCCGUCAAAGGCGUCACCGGCCACGAGGUCUGCCACUACUUCUGGGACACUACCUUCCGCUACGACUGGGAGACCACUGUUGAAAACUUUAAUGUAGUCGAGAGAUUGUCAGACAACGCUGUCAUCGUCUACCAGAUACACAAGAGGGUAUGGCCGGCCUCCCAGAGGGACGUCCUCUACCUGUCCGUCAUGCACAAAGUCCCGUCCACUAAUGAGAACGACCCCGACACAUGGCUCGUCGCCAACUUCUCCGUUGAUCACGACAGCUCUCCGCCCACAAACAAGUGUAUCCGUGCCAAAAUCAAUGUGGCCAUGAUCUGUCAAACCCUCGUCAGCCCACCAGAGGGCGACAAGGAGAUCAGCCGGGACAACAUCAUGUGUAAAAUCACAUAUGUAGCCAAUGUGAACCCAGGAGGCUGGGCCCCUGCCUCUGUCCUCCGGGCGGUGGCCAAGAGAGAGUAUCCCAAAUUCCUGAAGCGUUUCACCUCCUACGUCCAGGAGAAGACCAGCGGGAAGCCCAUCAUGUUCUAAUACAACGCGGUCAGGGUUUGGGCAUGCACAUCGCUCCCGGAUGUCUGCAGGAACCCGACGAGGUCUGGAGUGGAGUGGAGCGCUCCCCCCUGGACCCAG